AUGCCUCAUUCUUCAGAUUCUUCAAUUUCGCAAUCUUGUUCAGAUGAAGAAGUAGAGGAGGAGGAGGAGGAAGAAAAUUUUCAAAAAAUAGAAAAUUUAAAUAAAAAUCCUCCAGACGCCCGUAGUCGUUUUUCUGCAAAUAAAGCACUUUUUCAAAGAAUGGAAAAACAGGCUGAAAGUUUGUUUAAUAAAGAAAAACAACAACAGCAAAAUAAUCGCCUUUUACCUUGUUUUUAUUCUCCACGUUUACAACGUUCUUCUUCAGCAAGUUUAGGUUUUAAUACAACAACAACAACAACCCCAAAUAAACAACAACAACACCCACCUUUAAUACCUCCAAAACCUUUAAUUGAAAAUACAAAUAACAACCAAAAAUAUCCUAUACCCGGCAGCCCUUUAACCCAACUUGCGCGCAAUUUUAGCCAAUUUGCCUCUGAUGUUGAGAGAAUUGCUAGUGAAUCUAGAAUUGUUGCAAAUGAAGGAGGGGAUAAUAAAACGAAUGCCACAAAAAACGACGAAAAUGGACAGAAAAGAGAAAAAGAAAAAAUAACAGAAGAAAUUAAAAAGAAAGAUAAUAAAAAUUUAAAUAAAACAAAUCAAAAAGAUAAUCAAAUUGGAUAUGAUGCUUAUUGGAGAAGGCCAGCUUAUUAUAGAGAACGUCUUUUUGGUAGUAUUGAAAGAAAUAAUUCUGUUAACACAGAAUGUCAAGAAGAUUCACAAAAAAAAAUAUCCCCCCGUAAAGAUCAUUCUCCAACUAACAGCGGCGGUGGUGGUGGAAGUGAAUCCGGGGGCGAUGAAUCUGUGCCAAGUGAACCUCGUCCAAAUUCUUCAUCCCCAUCAAAAAAACAAAAUAAUAUAACAGAAGAUAUAGAAACACAAUUGAAUGUUGAAACAGUUAGAGGAUUAUCGCCAGAUGAACAAUUGGUUAAUAGCGGCAGGAAAAUAUCUUUUAGUACAGCUCCAAUCCGUGUUUAUAAAACACAUGGCAUAGAAGAAUACGAUCGUCGCAAUGAAGAAAUAGAUCCUGUAGCUAGUUGUGCAGAAUAUGAAUUGGAACGUCGACUAGAGCGUAUGGAGCUGUUUGAUGUUGAACUUGAAAAAGGCCCUGAAGGUUUAGGAAUUAAUAUAAUAGGUAUGGGCGUUGGUGCAGAUGCUGGAUUAGAAAAACUUGGAAUUUUUGUAAAAAGUAUAACCACUGGAGGUGCUGUCCAUCGUGACGGGCGUAUUAGAGUUUGUGACCAAAUAGUUUGUGUUGACGGUAUUUCGCUUGUUGGCGUUUCACAAUUAUUUGCUGCACAAAAUCUUCGUUCAACAGGUCCUAGGGUUCAAUUCACAAUUGGACGUGAACAUAAUUUAGAAGGAAGUGAAGUAGCUCAAUUAAUAAAUCAAAGUUUAGAGCAAGAAAGGCUUGGGGAAAAACAUAAACAUCAAAUAAAAAAAUUGUGGGAUAGAGUUGAAAAUAGUUGUAAUGAAGAGGAUGAAGAAGAAGAAGAAAAUGAAGGACAGCAAAAAGACAAGAUUGUCAAUUCUCUAUCAACUUCGCAAUCAAAUCAACAACAACAAAAACAACAGCAAACAUCCAUUCACUCUUCAAAACAACAAUCAAAUAAUCAACAAGAAAUAAAUUCAAGAAUAAAAUUAUUAGAAAUUGAAUUGGAACAAUCAAAAAGAAAAGCUGAAGAAAUGAAUUCUUUAUUAGAAAAUACAAGACAACAUUAUUCACAAUUAGAAGGAAGAUAUAAUCAAGCUAGAGAUAUUGUCAAAUCAUUUCAAGAAAGAGAAAGAGAAAUGCUUAAACGUGAAGAAACACAUAUUGAACUAAUGCGUACAAAAGAAAAGGAAUAUUCUGAACUUAUAUUAAAUUUACGUUCACGUAUUGAAGAAUUGGAAAAAAGGAUAGAAUUAGCUAUAGCUGAAAGGAAGGAGGAUAAUAAUAAUGAAAAGGAAAGGGAAAAACAACAACAAUUCAUUCCACAACAACAACAACAAGAAAAUGAACCUCCACCAGCACCACCAGCUCAUAGAGGUAACCACCACCACACAAAUCAAACUCAACAACAAAGAAGAAAUGAAUUAAUGCUUCCUCAACCACGCCAACAACAACGUGAAGGGGAAUUACAACAGCACCAACAACAACAGCACCAGCGUCAAUUCCGACCUGUAGGACUUCGACAUGCUGGACUUACUUCCAAUUCAGUCCCUUUAUCAGCCGCUCCAAUUAUUUCUGGGACAACACAUCCACCACAUUACCUUAUUCAUUUUGGAGGACGUCCUCUUCCUUCCCCUGGGCAUCCUCUAUCACCUGCUAUUGAGGAAAUGGCUUCUGCACCAUAUGAAAACAGAAAUCAACAUUCCGGUCCUUCUCUAGGCAGCCCCGUUCCAAGAAUUUCAGAGCCAGCCUCCCCUGCACUCCCACAGAAAUGGGCAAAACAUAAUAUUGGACAUGGGACAACAAUUCAACAAAGUAAUAGUACAGGCCCACGCCUCGGUCUUUUCCCUUUGCGACGACGUUGUUUUGCUCCAGCAGAAAAUGAAUUUUGGCGUGAAAAUCAAGAAGCACAAGGAAUGGCUGUAUUAAAUUGGGGUGUUGAUGAUAUAUGUCAAUUAUUAAUUCAUUUGGGAUUGGAAAAGUAUAUACCAGGUGAAUAA
Meloidogyne enterolobii is the source of this 2649-nucleotide messenger RNA. The record is from the annotation of a GenBank genome assembly. Lineage: Eukaryota; Metazoa; Nematoda; Chromadorea; Rhabditida; Meloidogynidae.